Messenger RNA from Carya illinoinensis, 786 nucleotides. RefSeq lists its product as uncharacterized. The transcript has a single exon. The record is from RefSeq and is a predicted model, not a curated record. Bases 1 to 786 code for a protein of 261 amino acids. NCBI's taxonomy places the organism in Eukaryota, Viridiplantae, Streptophyta, Magnoliopsida, Fagales, Juglandaceae.
AUGCUCACGUCCCUAGUGGGUGAAGAAAAAUUUGAAGAGAUUGUGAGGGGUCUUGGGCAACAUAAAGAAGGAUCGGAUAGACUAAUAUGGACGUCCAGCGUGAGCGGCGGCUCCUCCUCCAAAAGCGCAUUGGACCUCAUCAGAGUCAAAGCUCCAAAAGUGCAUGGGGCAGAAUGGAUGUGGAAUGCGGCUCUCCCAAAAAAAUACUCGAUCACCAUGUGGAAGGCAAUGAAAGGAUGCUUGCGCGUUGGUGACAUGAUCAGUAAAAUUGGUAUCCCCAUGGUCUCAAAAUGUGAAUGCUGUGAAGAGGGGAAGCUGGAGGACCUCGACCAUGUCCUAGCCAUAGGCAAGACUCCAAAGGCUUUGUGGAAUAAAGUUUCAACACAGGUGGGAAUGCCUUUUGAUCCUGAAAAAAAAUGGAAGGAAAAAAUACACCUAUGGUUUAGGCGUGCAGGCAAAUCAUCCCAGAAAGGACUUCUAAUUGGUCUCAUUCCUUCCAUAUUAACAUGGUCUCUUUGGCUCUGGCAAUGCAAAGCAAGAAUGGAAGCAAUUAAAGCAUCAAUUGAGUCCCUGUGGCAGUCAGUCAAAGCUGCCAUUACUUGGUGUGGGAUUCACCUAAAAGCUGGAAAUAAGUCGAAACCUGGUGAUAGGGAAAUGCUGAAAGCUCUGUGUAUACCAUCAAAGGACCCAAAAGGGAGAAGAGUGCAAUUAGUGACCUGGCGCAAGCCGGCAAUGGGCUGGUGCAAACUAAACGUCGAUGGAAGCUGCCGAGGAAACCCAGGAUAG